Gossypium arboreum is the source of this 2473-nucleotide messenger RNA. RefSeq names its product glycosyltransferase-like At2g41451. Gene Ontology annotation, biological process: cellulose biosynthetic process; response to abscisic acid. The transcript has 11 exons. Lineage: Eukaryota; Viridiplantae; Streptophyta; Magnoliopsida; Malvales; Malvaceae. The record is from RefSeq and is a predicted model, not a curated record. Bases 326 to 1864 code for a protein of 512 amino acids.
GAGAUGGAUAUAAGAUUUUUCAUAAUUUAGGUAUAUAAGUUAAAUAGGAAAAGUAAUUGCAUGGUUAUAAAAAACGUAGAACCAAAUGGGAAAGGAGCGGAAAGAGAGAAGAGGGUGACGGUCAUCACAACGCCAACGUACGGACAAAAACGCCUGCUCUUUCCCUUCCCUUCUCUUCGCUUUGCUUUCUCAUUUUUUUAGUCUUUCUUUUGAAUAUCUGUUUAUCAACUUUCUCUUCAGUUUCAAAUUCAAUUCUUCAUAUGCAUAUGCAUGUAUAUAUAUACACACGUCUUCCAUCUCUGUAUCUCAUCUCAUUCUCAUUCUCAUGGCUCCUCUCUCCUAUUCUUCUUCAAAGCCCAUCUCUUCAUCUUAUCAAGCCCUUAAUUAUCGUCUUCUCUUGCUUUUGACUCUCCUUCCAUUAACCGUUGCCUUCUUUGCUUUUAUUCUCCAAUGGCAAGGUGGUCUCAUUGACCCCCUUCUUUCGUCUCCUGAUCCUUUCCAGUUUCCUGGCAUGGACUAUCCUGGAUCAAACUCUCGCCCCCAUCGGCGCUCCGUUUCCGAUUGCGUCGAUGUUUUGGGUCAGAGCCGGUCCCCGGCUUUCCCUUAUUUUAAGGAUUGGAAUUUUGAAUUCGGCUCGAAUCUCAGGCCAAAGAUAUGUAUUGUUUCAAGUACUGCUGCAGGCCUAGAACAGAUAUUACCAUGGAUAUUUUUUCACAAGGUUAUUGGAGUUUCAACCUUUUUCCUUUUUGUUGAAGGGAAGGCUGCCUCUCCCGUUGUGUCCAGAGUCCUAGAAUCGAUUCCAGGGGUGGAAGUGAUAUACCGAACAAAAGAAUUAGAGGAACAACAAGCUAAAAGUCGGAUCUGGAAUGAGACUUGGCUGGCAAAGUUCUUCUACAAACCAUGUAAUCAUGAGUUGUUUGUGAAGCAGACUCUUAACAUGGAAAUGGCUAUUGUAAUGUCAAGGGAUGCUGGCAUGGAUUGGAUUAUUCAUCUUGACACUGAUGAGCUUAUACAUCCCUCCAGUGCUCGUGAGUACUCUGUCAGACAAUUACUGGCAGACUUGCCUGAAGAUGUUGAUAUGGUUGUCUUCCCAAAUUAUGAAAGCUGUGUUGAGCGGGAUGAUAUAAUUGAACCUUUUACUGAGGUCUCAAUGUUCAAGAAGAACUUUGAUCAUCUUCCUAUAGAAGCCUAUCUUGGUAACUACAGACGGGCAAUCCGUGGUAACCCAAACUACUUUUUAACCUAUGGAAAUGGGAAAGCAGCUGCUCGUGUUCAAGAUCAUCUUCGUCCUCAUGGUGCACAUAGAUGGCAUAACUACAUGAAGGCACCAAAGGAGAUCAAAUUGGAUGAGGCUGCCGUUCUGCAUUAUACAUACACCAAAUUUUCUGACCUCACUUCAAGGCGUGAUCGAUGUGGCUGCAAGCCUACGAAGGAGGAUGUUAAAAAAUGUUUCAUGUUAGAAUUUGAUAGAGCUGCAUUCAUAAUUGCUUCAACUGCAACGGAGGAGGAAAUGCUUCGCUGGUACCGUCACCAUGUGGUGUGGACUAAUAAAGCAUUGAGCUUGAAACUUUUGAAGAGGGGCAUUUUAACUCGGAUUUAUACUCCCAUGGCCAUAAUUCAAGGACUUAGGGAAUCUGGUGUUUUUGGCUCUGUUUUACAGUCAGCACAGACACUCUCCAAGGACAAGUUCUUGUCGUCUGUUGAGAGUAGCAACUUUUCUAGCGUAGAUAAACAGAUUGGUGUCAAAGAAUCUCAGGCAACUGCCAGAAGGAUCUUGGAUAUCAAUGACAACUUUUCUGGUGGUUCAGCAAUCCAACCACUUUCUCCUCCAGUCCCGGACGAUUUUCACAUUGGAAUAUCAUGAGGGAUUAAAUUCAGUGAUUACUGCCUGCCUCAUUGUUCCUGCAAGGAGUUAUUGAGAUUUGAGUUGAAAUUGGAUACGUUAGACAACUUGAAGUAAAUGAGACAGCAGUUACUGGAAGCACCAACAUACUUGGCUUUGUUGGGCUAUUCCCGAAGGCGAUCAUUACCGAAGUUGUGCUGUACAUUCAGGUUAAAUCACAGUAGAUUAUAUAGUGAAAAGGCGUAGAGUGGCAUUUUGUUUUGAUAUACAUAUACUUUCCCGAAUGAUGCCUAGGCUAGCCGCUCAUUGUUAACCAUACUACUUAGUCUAAACACAUUGCUGAUCAGGUUAACUUACAGAACAGCACAUUGCUGUUCCAUUCUUUAGCACGAACUUGAAAAGAUUGCAUUCUGGAUUACUUGAUUCCUGUGAAAAAGUUAUUAAUAUUGCAAGCUAUAUUUUAGUAGCUAUUUGAUUUUGUAUGUACUGCAUAUCCCUCACUUCAAUGAUCAAUAUUGCAAGCUUAAUUCAAGUACUCGUCCAGGCUGAGGCAUCAGAUUAAUUUUGCAAGUUUAGAAUUGCAGCCUUCAACUCUGUCCAUUACAUCGCUUAUUUGAAAGAGUAGGAUAC